AAUAAAAAUACUAAGCUAGCUGUUUUUCCUCUCCACAGCCUUCUAUGAAGUCAUGGCCUCCAGACUUUGUCUCCUCCUGCUGAUCUUGUGCGGUCCGAAUGUCGCCCAGUGUGGCCUGAGGGUGUACAAUGUGUAUGCCAGAGGUAUUCGCCCUGACCCGGGCAAUAAUAAUGGAGAUGGAUACGUCAGGAUGUCCUGUGGCCGUGUAUCCACGACAACACAUGUUGUCUUCAACACCCCAAACCCAAAAUGGCAUGAAGAGUUACACUAUUAUGGAGCUUCACCAGGUAACCGCCUGGAGCUUAGAGUUUAUGACAAAGAUGUGAUCUUUGACGACCUGCUGGGAAUCUGUGCUACAAAUAUACGCAGGGGAACUCGUCAGAAUACCUGCCGUCUCUCAAAAGGUGGAUAUCUCUAUUUCACCUACACCCUCAGCUAAGAAAGUCAUUGUGCUUUUUCUGAUGUCUCCAUCUAUCAAAUUGGAGAAGGGUUCCUUUGCCUUUGUGUACUAUUGGCCGUUUUACUCAGCUUCUAACUGUCAGUACAACAAUGAAAUAAACUUUACUGCAGCAACCA
Oreochromis niloticus (Nile tilapia) is the source of this 576-nucleotide messenger RNA. Its product is annotated as GTPase activating protein 1-like. Gene Ontology annotation, biological process: immunological synapse formation; defense response to virus; T cell mediated cytotoxicity. The transcript has a single exon. Gene Ontology annotation, cellular component: membrane. Lineage: Eukaryota; Metazoa; Chordata; Actinopteri; Cichliformes; Cichlidae. Gene Ontology annotation, molecular function: wide pore channel activity. The record is from RefSeq and is a predicted model, not a curated record. The coding region runs from base 53 to 439 and encodes 128 amino acids.